AUGACUUCGACGACAGCCGUCAACCACAAGCACCGCCGCUCCAGCCACAAGCGCCGCCGCCCCAGCCACAAGCGCCGCCGCCGCAGCCACAAGCGCCGCCGCUACAGCCACAAGCGCCGCCGCCCCAGCCACAAGCGCCGCUACAGCCACAAGCGCCGCUACAGCCACAAGCGCCGCUACAGCCACAAGCGCCGCUACAGCCACAAGCGCCGCCGCCGCCGCCGCCCCAGCCACAAGCGCCGCUACAGCCACAAGCGCCGCUACAGCCACAAGCGCCGCUACAGCCACAAGCGCCGCCGCCGCCGCUACAGCCACAGGCACCGCCAGCGAAUCCAGCCGCUCCAGUGUCAUGGUCACGUGCUGCGGUUCCCAAGUUUGUAG
Messenger RNA from Sardina pilchardus (European sardine), 381 nucleotides. RefSeq lists its product as uncharacterized. NCBI's taxonomy places the organism in Eukaryota, Metazoa, Chordata, Actinopteri, Clupeiformes, Clupeidae. Bases 1 to 381 code for a protein of 126 amino acids. The transcript has a single exon. The record is from RefSeq and is a predicted model, not a curated record.